AUGGGGGCGAUUGGAGGCAACGAGUCCGUGCAGUGGGACAAGAUGAAUGGGGCGGAGGUGGUGAAUGGCGGUGGGAGUGGCGCAGGAAGCCUGGAUAGGAUACAGGUGUUAGUGAGGGUGAGGCCGCUGAGUGACAAGGAGAUUGCAAGGGGUGAGCCUGCCGAGUGGGAGUGCAUCAAUGACACCACCAUCAUGUUCCGGAGUACCUUCCCGGAUCGACCCACGGCUCCAACCGCAUACACAUUUGACAGGGUAUUUCAUUCUGAGUGCAGUACGAAAGAAGUCUACCAGGAAGGGGUCAAGGAAGUUGCCCUCUCUGUAGUUGGUGGCAUUAACUCAAGUGUUUUUGCGUACGGGCAAACAAGUAGUGGAAAGACAUACACUAUGACUGGAGUGACAGAAUGCACAGUAGCAGAUAUAUAUGAUUAUAUUAACAAGCAUGAGGAGAGAGCAUUCGUGUUGAAGUUCUCAGCAAUUGAAAUAUAUAAUGAAGUUGUUAGGGAUCUUCUGAGUGCAGAAAAUACUCCUCUUAGACUUUGGGAUGAUGCAGAGAAAGGCACCUACGUGGAGAAUCUUACGGAGGUUAUAUUAAGGGACUGGAACCACCUCAAGGGGCUUAUUUCCGUUUGCGAAGCUCAAAGGAGAACGGGGGAGACCUUCUUAAAUGAAAAAAGCUCCAGAUCACAUCAAAUACUUAAAUUGACUGUUGAAAGUUCUGCUCGUGAAUUCUUAGGAAAGGACAAGUCAACUACCCUUGUGGCUAGUGUGAACUUUGUUGAUUUGGCAGGAAGUGAGCGUGCAUCUCAGGCUAUGUCAGCUGGCACAAGGCUGAAAGAAGGUUGCCACAUCAAUAAAAGUUUGCUUUCCCUUGGCACUGUCAUUAGGAAGCUAAGCAUGGGGAGUAAUGCACACGUACCGUAUAGAGACUCCAAGCUUACACGCAUAUUACAACCUUCUUUGGGAGGCAAUGCAAGAACUGCAAUUAUUUGUACACUCAGCCCUGCAACAAGUCACAUUGAGCAAUCAAGGAAUACACUCUUUUUCGGGAGUUGUGCAAAGGAUGUAGUUACAAAUGCCCAGGUUAAUGUGGUCAUGUCCGAUAAAACACUAGUUAAGCAUUUGCAGAAGGAAGUUGCUAGACUGGAGAGUGAGUUGCGGCAGCCAGUUUCAAACUCUAGUCUGGAAGCACAGGUGAAGGAAAAGGACAACCAAAUCAGAAAGAUGGAGAAAGAAAUAAAAGAACUGAAGUCGCAACGUGAUUUGGCUCAGUCCAGGUUGCAGGAUUUGCUGCAAGUUGUUGGUGAUCGUGACCCAAAGCACCAGGUCUCAGGAAAGCGUUCAAUCAGAAGUCCUCCUUCUGUUGGAAUGCCCCCAAGCGCUAGCAGAGAUGACAGUUCUCAGAUCUCUCAUGAUGAUUCAGAUCAUUACAAGGAAGUGCGAUGUAUUGAGCCAAAUGAAACGGGAGGAAAUGAACGUUUGUCUUUGUCAGCUGGAGAAAGUACCAGCCCACAAGCUUCAAAUAGGAAUUCUAGCAUGCGUGGUAAUGAUUCAACAGCUUCAGUGAAUUCAAGGCGUCUUGGUGAACCUCCUAUUACCUUGGAGCAACAUUUGGAGAACAUCAGAAGGCCUUUUAUCACUAAAGAUCUAGGGUCUUCAACACGCAACCCAUCAAGUUGUAGAGUAAUUGGUAGAAGCAGGAGCUGUAGAUCACUAACAGGGUCUACUUUACUUGAUGAGAUGGAGAUGGAGGAUUGCACACCAGUAAACAGAAGUUUGGUAAUCUUCCCAGGAAGACCUGAAGAGUACCAGAGAAGAGGAUCUGCAUUGAACUACGAUGCAGGCAGUGAGACUCUUUCAAGGGCAGGAUCUGAAAUUAGCACUUCAAAGGGAGCUAGCAAGACAGGUGAUGCAGAAUUUACCGGUAUAGGUGAAUUUGUUGCUGAACUUAAGGAGAUGGCUCAGGUUCAUUAUCAGAAACAGUUAGGUGACCAGAGUGGGAAUGGAAAGAGCAUCGGAUUAGACCCAAUCAUGGAUGGUUUGCAAUCACCUUCGCGAUGGCCAUUGGAAUUCGAGAAGAAACAGCAGGAGAUCAUUGAGCUCUGGCACGCUUGCAGCAUUUCGUUGGUCCACAGGACUUACUUCUUCUUGCUGUUCAAAGGAGAAUCAGCCGAUUCGAUUUACAUGGAAGUGGAGCUUCGAAGGCUGUCGUUCCUCAGAGACACCUACUCUAGGGGAAGCACCCCCAGCAAUGUGACCGUAGGCAGCCUCAGCUCUUCCCCCGUCGCGAGAACGUCCGAUCUAUUAUGCAGCGCCAAGAAGCUGCAGCGCGAGAGGGAGAUGCUGGCGAGGCAGAUGCAGAAGCGGCUGUCCUUGGAGGAGAGGAACCACAUGUACACCAAGUGGAGCGUGUCGCUGGACUCCAAGAAGAGGAAGCUGCAGGUGGCUCGCCGGCUGUGGACGGAGAGCAGAGACCUGGAGCACGUGAGGGAGAGCGCGUCCCUGGUGGCCAAGCUGAUCGGGCUCCAGGAGCCCGGGCAGGUCCUGAGGGAGAUGUUCGGGCUCAGCUUCGCGCCGCAGCAGCCCCCCGCCCGGCGGUCCUCCAACGGCUGGAGAUACGGGAUCCCCUCCUUUGGCUGA
This is a messenger RNA of Triticum turgidum subsp. durum (durum wheat), 2637 nucleotides long. NCBI's taxonomy places the organism in Eukaryota, Viridiplantae, Streptophyta, Magnoliopsida, Poales, Poaceae. The record is from the annotation of a GenBank genome assembly.